Molecule: messenger RNA, 1440 nt
Organism: Didymodactylos carnosus
Lineage: Eukaryota; Metazoa; Rotifera; Eurotatoria; Philodinida; Philodinidae
Source: the annotation of a GenBank genome assembly
AUGUUAAAUACACAAAGUUCUCGAACUAUUGAAGAUUGCUUUUAUGAGAAAUUACUUGGUACUUCAUUACAUGGUCAUAAUUAUGUGCACGAACGAUGGCAUACUGAAUAUGAUUGUUUUUCAAAAUGUUUAAAUCAAUCAAAUUCGAAUUAUACGUGUAAAUCAUUUGAAAAUUGGUUUGGAAAUGAUAAAACAAGUUUAUGUGUACAAGCAAACAUUAGUUUUAGAGAAUCACCACAAUUAUUAGAAAAAAAUUCAUAUGUCAAUUAUUAUGAGAUAAGUUGUGUAAAAGAUACCAAAGCUGUUCGUCUGAUAUCAAUCUCAUGUCCCGGUGAUCAUUUAGAUAUAACUGUUGUUUUAAAUGGAAUUGAUCCAAAUUAUGUUUAUCUUGGCGGUGUUUGUAAACCUUCAUGGAGUAAUCAAUCACAUGCACUUUUCUCAACAAACGUUGAUCGUUGUUCAUUGGUUAAUAAUUUUCUCUGUAUAUUAAGUAAUAGUGAAAUUCGUGGUAAAUUAUGUUGGGAUUCUGUUUAUGAUCAAACAACAUCUAAAAAAUAUGAACGAUAUUUUACAUGUCCAUCAGAUAUUCAUCGUAUUCGAACUUACUCUUCAACAUCAUCUACUUUUAUCGAUACUAUUCGAACUUCAACAAUUUCAAUGAUUUAUAAUACUAAUGAUAGAGAAUUGUUACCAUCAAGCAAAAUAUCUUUAUUAGCAACAAUUGAAACAGAUUCUCAACAAUGCAAUGUACCAUGUACAAUUUCUAUAUUUUCUUCAUUGAAUGUAAUAAUUGAAACAGAUUUUGUCUCACUUCAAGGCGAUGAAAUUAUGCACGAAAAAUAUUUUGAUUAUCAUUUUUGGAUUGAAUCAUGUGAUCUAUUACCAUUAUCACCUUACACAAAAUAUAUUCAUCCUCAACGAUUAAUAUUUAGAAAUUGUCCAACUGAUCCAAGUCUAAUAUUUCUUGGUAAUAAUACAAUACACUCAUUUUCAUUUAAUUUCAAUGUACAUUCAAUUUUAAAAGAAUCUGUAUACGUUUAUAUUCAAUGUCAAAUAUUAUUCUACGAUAAUACCGUAAUGAAUAAUGAUCAUUUUGAUAAAUUAAAUAAUAGUUGUGCACAUCAUCUUUCACAUCGUCUAAAAUUAUUUUUAAAUUAUAAACAACAACAAUAUCAUCAUCGAUACGAUAUUAAUGAUCGUUUUUAUUCAUUUUAUAAUUUAACAAAAUCUCAUACAGAUAAAGCAAAAUAUUAUCAAAAAUUAAAAUUAUAUAAUUCUAGUCAUUUCUAUACGAGUAUGCAAUCAUUUUUACAACCAGAUGAUACACUCAAAUCUGUGAAUGAUUCAGGGAUAUUAUCCUUUUUUAUUAUACCGUCCGAUAUUCUUAUUUUAAUGUUUAUAUUCUGUACGAUUAUUUUAAAACAACGGUUUACGCCUUAA